CAUCUAUUUAAUGCUGACGAACAACCCUAGCCGACUAGUGUUAGUCAUAUCGGCCAUUGGUUGUGUCUACAUGUAACUAGAAGCAUUAAAGUUUUCCAGGAUGUCUGCAAUAUGAAAAAGACGACGUUGUACAUCUGCAUACCAUUUUUAGCUGGGAUGCUCCUGAUUCUGUUCAUGGCUAGAUCCGAAAUAUCUACAACAAAAUGACUGCCUUGCAUCACAACCCCAGCCAAGAAUAACGUUGCAGCUAACGAUAGUUUGUUUGUCGUACCAUCGCCACCGACGCCAUUGAUUGGGUUCAUCGUUUAUGACUGUGGUAACCAGCAUCCGGGACCUUGUGGGGGCUGGUCGGACCGCAUGUCUGGCAUGUUCAGUGCUUACGUCAUUUCCGUUUUACUUCACAAACAUUUCCUCAUUAGGUACAGUAAUUUGACUGACUAUCUUAUUCCAAAUUCAUUUGAUUGGAAAUACAACUCAUCUAUUUUUGCAGGUAGGACUGCUUCCUAUCAGAAUUUCUAUUGCAAGACUCCAAAUGCUAUCAGGAAAAAGAAUUUAACAAGUCUUCAUGAACUUUUCAGUAUGGAUAUUAGCUUUGUCCGUAUGAACUGGGACUACACUGCACACUUUAGAGAAUUCACAGAUCUACGAAAUGCUAUCCCAUGGGUGUUAAAUUUGAAAUUUGCUGAUAUAUAUUUAAAGUUUUUCAACACACUUUUCAAGCCUACGAAUGCCAUUACUGAAGCAGUAGAUAAGGUUGUAGGAAAUGUUACAAAGCUGGCCUGUGCACACAUUCGUAUGGGUAGAAGUGACACGAUACCGUUCGAUGAUAAACAUACAGACGAAAAGCAACUCAAGCACGUGUGGCACAUCUUAAAGACAAUGGAAGAAAAGAACAAUUACAGCAUCUUUAUAGCGACAGACGCUCAGUUCGUGCGGAAUACAGCGAAGGCUUUAUUCAGUCACCUUCUUGAGGUCGAAGGACGAAUCCUGCAUAUAGACCGUCGUCUAGGUGGGGAGGGAAUGGUCGAUGGCUACAGAAAAGUGUUUGUGGAUUUUUUUGUUCUCACGAAAUGUGAUGUGUUAGUAUUAACGAAGAGUGGGUUCGGAAUGAUGGCCGCCUACCUCAAUACCAAGGAUUCCGAACUGUAUUGCCUUACGCUUCACGAAGUUGUUCCUUGCUCUCGUUACACCUUGCAACGUUUUUACCCAAACGAAAUACUCUCCCCUGUUUAGUGAAUGGGAAAAUCGUCAAAACCCAGAUUUAUUGGAUGAAUUUCAAAUUAGCCUUCGUCAAAUGGACUUUUACAUAUUAGAACCUACUGUAGCGAAUGUAACUUCUGUUUAGUGACCAUACAGGCAACUGAAUAUGGUCUAACAGUUCUAAAAGUUACACGAAUGUUCAUUUUAGAUUAGUUUAUACUAUUAAACAACUCUAUAUAUGUCAAAUGAAAAGACUACUUUAACUAAUAAACAUAUGCAAAAGUU
Pecten maximus is the source of this 1485-nucleotide messenger RNA. RefSeq lists its product as uncharacterized. The coding region runs from base 358 to 1233 and encodes 291 amino acids. Lineage: Eukaryota; Metazoa; Mollusca; Bivalvia; Pectinida; Pectinidae. The record is from RefSeq and is a predicted model, not a curated record. The transcript is spliced from 2 exons.